AUGUUCGCAAACAAACAGCCCGCCAGCGGACCCAGGAAAACCGUUUCGAAAAAGAAGCAGCUUCAAGACCUUGAGCGGGUUACAGGCUCAUCUUCCCGACCUUCUUCUCGCCCCGCAUCCAGGGUGGGUUCGCGCGUGGGUUCCCGUGUGAACUCGGACAACGAAGACAGCGACCAUGAGUUCGAUGCGGCAGACGGAGAGGAGGACUUUGAGGAGCUGAAGCAGGCAGAUUCGUCCUGGGAGGCGCAGCUCAAGGACGCUAUUGAGGACUUAAACGAGAAGCGCUCCAGCACUCGCGAGGAUGCAUUGACCAAGCUGCAGACAAUGAUUUCAAACCGCUUUACAGCCGAUGUUCUGGACACGCAGCGAGACGAGUUCAUGGACCUGCUGAAGAAGAGUAUCAAGAAGGGCGGCACCCGCGAAAGUGUCCUGGCUGCAAAUGUUAUCUCCCUGGUGUUCAUCACGAUCGGCGAGGAUGACGAAAAGAUGUUCACAGACCUGGCGCCCCUGCUCAAGUACACGAUCACGAACCACGAGCAGACUGAGGUCAAGGCUGCGUGCAUUCACGCUUUAGGAACAGCGUGCUUUAUCUCCUCCACACCCCAACCAUCCCAUCUGCCCACCUACGACCUCCUCAGCUUCUUCUCCGAUAUUGCCCUCUCCUCAGGCGCCUCUGUCAAUGCGCCCCAGAACGCCGAGACCCUCGCCGCAGCACUCGAGGCAUUCGGUGUCCUCUACGCCGGACUCUUCCCAGACCUCGGACCGAAACAAAUCACGAUGCAGGCGCGCCGGUUCUUCAACAAUAUCAUCCCCGGUGCAAAGACCUUACUCGAACACCCCUCGGUCGAAGUCCGUGUCGCCGCAGGAGAGACCAUCGCACUGAUGCUCGAAAUUUUGGACCAUUAUCAGCGCCAAAGGGAAGACGGUGAAUUCUCAGAUGAUGAAGAUGUAGAGGAAACAUACAAUGAGGACGAUCCCGAGGAUCUGGAGGAGGUCACAGGCGAUUUCCGGUAUGAGGACCUGAAUGGGUUGGUCGCAGCUCUGGGUGCGUUGUCGACGGACUCAAAUAAGCACCGCAGUAAGAAGGAGCGAUCGGCGGGUCGAUCGGCUUUCCGGGAUAUCUUGAAGAGUGUCGAGUCGCAGGAACGGCCUACAGAGUCACUCAAGCUAAAGGAUUAUGAUGUCGAGUUUGAUGGCUGGGUUGAGAUUGUGCAGCUGCAUUAUUUGAGAGACCGUCUCACAUCGGGGUUGCAAACGCAUUUUGUCCAUAACACAAUGAUCCACACAAUUCUGCCCUCCACUGCAAUUCUGUAUUCCCCAGGGGUCGGAAGCGGAACAUUCGUAUCUGGAUCCAGAUUAGCUGCUACGGCUGCGGUCUCGUCUCAGGUCGGAUCCAAGGCAGGGUCACGUGCCGGUUCACGGCCAUCAUCUUCUAUGGGAAUCUAUGCAGAUGCAGAGGAUGCCAAGGCAGAGCUGGACAAGGUCGACCGCAAGUAUCUGAAUGCAGAGAUGGCCAAGAUGCGACAGGUCCAACGCAAAAAGGAAAGGAACCGAGGAAAGUUUGAGGAGUAUUAA
Messenger RNA from Gamsiella multidivaricata, 1575 nucleotides. Its product is annotated as interferon-related developmental regulator-domain-containing protein. The transcript has 5 exons. Lineage: Eukaryota; Fungi; Mortierellomycota; Mortierellomycetes; Mortierellales; Mortierellaceae. The record is from RefSeq and is a predicted model, not a curated record. Bases 1 to 1575 code for a protein of 524 amino acids.